AUGAAGAUUGGGACCUGCAUCAACACUCAGAGAGUCAGAGUGCUUACUGCUUCCCGGCAGCGAGGAGGAAGGGGAGUGACGGCGACGACAAAGGAGACGGCCACACCGGCGAACACAGAGAGAGAGAGAGAGCGCUUGAACAGGGGAGACGUUCCUGCGACGACGACGGAGCUUCCACGGUGCGACACCGGCGAACAGAGAGAAAGCACGCUCGAGCAGAGGAGAUCCAGUGUCUGUGGGUUACGCGGGGUUGUGGGGUUGCGGUGGGUGCGGCGGUUCCAGUGGUUGUGGCUCCACCGGGUUCGGACCAAGUCGUCGGGUUCGGGUUACUCGCCGCUGAACGAUCCCUCUCCCAAUUGGAGCAACCGUCCGCCCAAGGAGACUAUUCUUCUCGAUGGCUGCGACUACGAGCACUGGCUCAUCGUCAUGGAGUUCCCCGAGAAUCCCAAACCCUACGAACAACAAAUGGUUGAUGCCUAUGUCAAAACGCUAGCUCAAGUUCUUGGAAGUGAGGAAGAGGCUAAGAAGAAGAUAUACUCUGUUUCCACUACUACAUAUACUGGUUUUGGCGCCCUCAUUUCCGAAGAGCUUUCUUACAAAGUUAAAGAGUUACCUGGAGUUCUUUGGGUGCUGCCGGAUUCAUAUCUUGAUGUUCCCAACAAGGACUAUGGGGGUGACUUAUUUGUUGAUGGGAAAGUGAUUCCAAGGCCGCAGUAUAGAUAUUCUGAGAGGCAACCAACUAGGAGCAGACCUCGGCCACGGCAUGACAGGCGUCGUGAAACAAUGCAGGUUGAAAGGAGAGACCCUGUUCAAAGACAGGACUGGAACCAAAGUCAGGGAGGACCUAUGCAGCAAUCGACUCCAAUGAACAGUCAAAACUCUCCUUCUGGUGGACCAAAAUGUUAAACAUGAUCUCUGCUUGACAAAUUUCCCCCAUAUAACUAAGAGAACUUAGUAGUUGUAGUGGAGAAUUCUGAUUUAAGUUCUGAAUCUGAAGGCAUUGUAUGUCCCAUGGUUUUUUAUUUGGAAAUGACUCUUCCUGAACUUGGACAUCAUAUGAUUAGAAUCUUUAGUAUCAUUAUGAUGAUGUGAUAUCCAAUUCAGAUCGUUUACUAUUAAAUUGAUAAACUUUUGGUUGAUUGUACUUAUCUUAGUAUUCAAAUUCUCGCAGCAUGGAUCCUUAGUAAUCUGGUUAUUUUUUUGCCAGAGCCAAAGCAGUUCGCC
Molecule: messenger RNA, 1224 nt
Organism: Arachis stenosperma
Lineage: Eukaryota; Viridiplantae; Streptophyta; Magnoliopsida; Fabales; Fabaceae
Product: multiple organellar RNA editing factor 3, mitochondrial-like
Exons: 6
Coding region: 1-906 (301 amino acids)
Biological process (GO): cytidine to uridine editing; mitochondrial mRNA modification
Cellular component (GO): mitochondrion
Source: RefSeq, a predicted model, not a curated record